AUGGACUUGCUUUUUUGGCUGGCUCUUUUAUGGGCAGGUUCUAAGGCUGUUGUUUUGGGUUUCGCAGAGCUGGGGGCGUUUCUCGUUGCCCAUGAAAGGUGGGGUGUACUGGCUCUUCUCCUUUUUUGGUUUCUGCUUAGACAGAGGCAGGAUGCAUCAUCUCUUUUUUUCUUCUCUUCCUUAGUUUUAUUAUUCAAGCAGUUUGGAUUGCAGCUUUUCAACUUUGUUUGGGAUGGGUUGCUUACACUCCUCUAUACUCUUUUCUUGAUUUCUUUUGGUGUUGGAUUUUCUCAUGUUCCAGUGUCCUUUGUGGUCCUCCUCAACAUUUUAAGUCGUUUUUUCUGUUGUCUUUUCCGUCCCCUUUCAAGCGACAGGCGUUUGGGUUAUCAGGUUUCCUGCUCCCCUUCUCAAGGAAAAGAGAUAGUGACUCUUGACAAUACGAUGAUCCUUCAUCAAAUGACAUUGGAGGACUGAUUAUUGGGGACAUUGGAUAAUUCUUCUUUGAAUGUGACAUUAUCAAUGAGAACUUAUGUGGUUUUCUUAAAAAGAUCUCCAAAUUACAUUUGC
Populus nigra (black poplar) is the source of this 567-nucleotide messenger RNA. RefSeq lists its product as uncharacterized. The transcript has 6 exons. Lineage: Eukaryota; Viridiplantae; Streptophyta; Magnoliopsida; Malpighiales; Salicaceae. The record is from RefSeq and is a predicted model, not a curated record. Bases 1 to 474 code for a protein of 157 amino acids.